This is a messenger RNA of Thermochaetoides thermophila DSM 1495, 2331 nucleotides long. RefSeq lists its product as uncharacterized. Gene Ontology annotation, molecular function: catalase activity; heme binding. Lineage: Eukaryota; Fungi; Ascomycota; Sordariomycetes; Sordariales; Chaetomiaceae. The record is from RefSeq and is a predicted model, not a curated record. Gene Ontology annotation, cellular component: cytosol. The transcript has 4 exons. Gene Ontology annotation, biological process: response to oxidative stress; hydrogen peroxide catabolic process. The coding region runs from base 1 to 2331 and encodes 776 amino acids.
AUGAAGCCCUUGGCCACCAACAUGCAACAGGGUACUUUGCCAAGGAACUUCUUGAGUAUGAAUCUUAAAGACGGUCGAUAUAAGCAAAAGCCAAGAGAAAAGUUCAACAGACCCAUGGCCGGAAUAAUGUCUGACACGAUGGAAAGAGCCAAGCAGGCUGUCCUCGGACCCCGCGAGAGCGACAAGCUUCAUGACUUGGCGAAAGUCACUAAGGACAUCUCGCCCGAUCACCGAUUGACGACAGACUACGGAGUCAAGCAGACCACCCACGAUGACUGGCUCAAGGUUGCCAGCAGCGACAAGACGGGACCUCUUCUCCUGGAGGACCCUCUUGGCCGUGAGAAGAUCAUGCGCUUUGACCACGAGCGUAUUCCCGAAAGAGUCGUUCACGCCCGUGGCAGCGGCGCGUUUGGCAAAUUUAAGCUACUGGAGCCCAUCCCUGAGCUGACCAUGGCGGGCGUGCUCACAGAUACGUCGCGGGAAACGCCCGUUUUCGUGCGCUUCUCCACGGUGCUGGGCAGUCGUGGCAGCGCGGAUACUGUUCGUGAUGUGAGAGGUUUCGCGACUAAGUUUUACACCAAGGAGGGCAACUGGGACAUCGUUGGGAACAAUAUCCCAGUUUUCUUCAUCCAGGACGCAAUCAAGUUCCCUGACGUCAUCCAUGCGGGCAAGCCAGAGCCGCAUAAUGAAGUGCCGCAGGCGCAGUCAGCGCACAAUAAUUUUUGGGAUUUUCAGUUUAAUCAUACAGAGGCGACGCAUAUGUUUAUGUGGACGAUGAGUGACCGAGCCAUCCCCCGCUCAUUCCGCAUGAUGCAGGGCUUCGGCGUUAAUACAUUCACUCUAAUUAACUCCAAAGGUGAACGACACUUCGCCAAGUUCCACUGGACUCCCGAACUCGGCGUCCACUCCCUCGUCUGGGACGAAGCGCUCAAAAUCUCUGGUCAAGACCCCGACUUCCACCGCAAGGACCUCUGGGAAGCGAUUGCCAACGGCGUCUACCCCAAGUGGAAGUUUGGAAUCCAAGUGAUCCCGGAAGCCGACGAAAAUAAAUUCGACUUCGACAUUCUUGACGCAACAAAGGUCUGGCCCGAAGACUUAGUCCCAGUUCGCUACAUCGGCGAGAUGGAGCUCAACCGCAACCCUGACGAGUUCUUCACGCAAGUCGAGCAAAUCGCCUUCUGCACAAGUCACGUCGUUCCCGGCAUAGGCUUCUCGGACGACCCACUCCUUCAGGGCCGUAACUUCAGCUACUUCGACACACAGAUCUCCCGGCUGGGCGUCAACUUCCAGGAGCUGCCUAUUAACAGGCCGGUGUGUCCAGUCAUGAACUUUAAUCGUGACGGUGCCCUCCGCCACACCAUCACCCGGGGAACGGUGAACUAUUGGCCCAACCGCUACGGUGCCGUACCUCCUGCAACCCUCGACGAGGGCGGGUAUCUGGAGUAUGCCGAGCGCGUGGCAGGCAUCAAAGCCCGUAUGCGCAGCGCUAAGUUCAAAGACCACUUCUCUCAGGCCCAGCUCUUCUACAACUCAUUAUCUCCCAUCGAAAAAGCUCACUUAACCAACGCUCUGGCCUUCGAACUUGACCAUUGCGAGGAUCCUCUGGUGUACAGCCGGAUGGCGCAGCGCUUAGCGGACAUCGAUUUCUCUCUCGCAAAGGAAGUCCACUCGAGAAUCGGAGGAGAUCCCCCAUCUGAAACAAAUCGCCGCCCCAACCACGGAAAGAAGGCACCAAAUUUAAGCCAGUUCGAUUUUCCCCCUUCCAACCCGACCAUCGCUUCCCGCAGGGUCGCGAUCUUGGUUGGAGACGGAUACGAUCACUACGCCUUUUCUUCAGCAUAUGCAGCCUUAACAACGGCACAAGCCGUCCCCCUCGUUGUCGGCACGAAACGUUCCCGCCUCCGCGCCGCUAACGAUGCCGGCUCUACCGAACCCCAUCACCACCUCGAAGGAUUACGCUCGACGCUAGUCGACGCGCUCUUCAUCCCCGGCGGGACCGAGUCCAUCGCGACCCUAGCCUGCUCAGGUAGGGCAUUGCACUGGAUCCGGGAGGCAUUUGGGCAUUUGAAGGUGAUUGGGGCUACGGGGGAGGCAGUCUCGUUGGUGCAGAGCGCGAUUGGGCUGCCGGAGGUGAAGGUUUCGGGAGGAGGGGAGGUAGUGGAAUGUUUGGGGGUUGUUACGGUUAGAGAGGUGACGGCAGGGAGUUUGAAGGAGGCUGUAGAUUUGGUGAAGGGAGGGGAUGGGUUUAUGGAGAGGUUCUUUGAGGGGGUUGCAGCGCAUAGGUGCUGGGAGAGGGAGAGUCAAGGGCUUAGCAUAAGGAUUGCGUACUAG